AUGCAUAACAAUAUAAAUGGUCCGCAGAAAAAACGAGCUGGAAAAGUAAUGAAUGGAUUAUCAGAAGAGGGAACAAAUCGAAAAGAGAGGAAAGAGAAAAAAACAGGAGCUGGUGGCGGAGGAGGCGGUGAAAAAGGUGGAAUUAUGAGACGAUUGGGGUUUGGUAAGUUAGAAAGGGUUUCUGAAAUUCAAAUUUUCAAAGAAAAGUGACUCUGAUUUUUAAAAAAAUUCAGAUUCAGUUCUGAUUCUGGAUGGAUUAUUUUGAUUAUAUUCGUGGUCGAAAACUUACAGUAUUCUAGAAAUUUCAGUUUUUUAUUUCGAUAAAAAUAAUUCGGCCAGAUCAUAACUAUUUUUUGGAAAGUUUCAAGUAAUUAUAAAUAUAAAUUUGAUUAGAACAUAAACUUGUUUCAAACUUCUCAAAAUUCGCCGUAUUUCAGUUCUCAAUAAUGAUAAAUCUGAGCAAGGAAGUACACUUCGAAAAAAGAAAAAGAAAAACAAAGUUCGAAAAUCGGCAUCGCAAGUGAUUCGCGAUACAAAAGUCCAUUUUGUCUUCCAAAAACCACAUGCUCAAAUCCCUUUAAAAGGUGAUAAAAUAACAGAUCUUCAAAAAUCUGUGUUCCACAAAUUCGCACAAGAAAACGUGAAACGUGGACCAUUAGAACUAUCGUCUGAUUUUCUAACAAAAAUCAAACCAUAUGUUGGACAUCCAUUAAAACGCGAAGUUUUUGAUGCAAAUCACACGAAAAAUCGAUAUAAAGAUGUGAUUUGUAAUGAUAUAACUCGAGUUGUUAUAAAUGAUGGAAAAGAUGAUGAUUAUAUUCAUGCAAAUUGGGUAAAUGGUUUGAAUUCGCCUUUUAUUUUAACACUUGAUCGAACUGUUAUUGAUUUUUGGCGAAUGAUUGUUCAUACAAAAACAACUUAUAUUGUUAUGUUAUGUGAUGUGACAGAAGAUGGAAAACCAAAAUGCUAUCAAUAUUGGCCAGAUAAACCAGGACAAUCUGUUACUCAUGGCGAAUUUACGAUAACUUGUAAAAAUGAAGAGGAUAAAGAUGAACAUGUGAUUAAAUCCAUUUUGACGAUCAAAAAUAAAGGUGGUGAUGUGGAACAUACUUUGAGACAUUUACACACAAAAACAUGGUGAGUUUGGGAGAGAAGUUGGCUGAAAUCAAACUAAUGUGAAUGAUACUUUUGCAGGCCCGAUAAAUUCGUUCCCAAUUCCUCACUUUCACUUCUCCGAAUGUUAUAUAUAAGAGGCUUUCAUUUUCAUUAUUUUUAUUUAGAAACAAAUAUUUUUAAAUUCUUCCCGAAAACUGUACAUGUUCAAAAAAUAAUCAAAUUUUGAUAAUAACCAAAAAAAAUUCAAAUGUAUAUUAUUUUUGCAAAAAUAGUUGUUUCUCUUUCUCAAAAGCUUCCACAUCAAAAAAAUUCCAGUCAAAAGCUUCCAAAUAAAAGACUAUUUAAAUCAUUAAUUAAAAAGAGGGUAGAAAAAAUGUAAAUUUUUCAGGAAAUCCCAAAAAAUGCACAUUUUGAAAGAAAUAAUCAACGUGAAAAUGUAAAUUUUUUGGGGAUUUCCUAAAAAUGUACAUUUUUGACAAAAAAAAAAGAUGAGGGGUCACGAGAAAACAAAUAUUUCCAUUCCGUUUCUUAUGAAACUGUUUCUGGGAAAUGAAUGUUUUCAUUGAGCGUGAUGCCCUACAUUUUUAUCUACACGCGAAUCAGUUCGGACUCUCUCGAUUAUUUCAUUUCUGCUUCUUCUUAAAAAAAUAAAAAGCAGACUUUUUCCAUGUCUGCAAUUUGACGUGAAAAUAAAAAAUAAAAAUGUAAAUUUUUAAGGGAACCCUGAAAAAUGCACAUUUUUUUUGGAAAAAUUUUUCACGCAAAAUGUCAAUUUUUCGGGGAUUUCCUAAAAAUGUACAUUUUUUCUAGAUGUUUUCAUGAGACAUUUAUUUUAAAAUGUACAUUUUUCGGGGUUUCCUGGAAAAUUUACAUUUUAUUUUGUUGUUAAAUCUCUUUGUUCCCCAACAUCAAGUUUAUAAAUCCUCCUUAUUAAAAACAUUUGAACUUAAUACAAAAUAAAAACAUUGAAGCAAGUGAAAAAAUUGGAUUUGAAAUUUGUUAAUGAAUAAAAAAUAUUUGUUCGAAUUUUUGUACAUAAUUUUAGAAUGUACGUUUAUUUUGUAGAUUUUAAAUGCUCGAUGACAAUUGUACAAGGAUUAAACAAUUUUCAAAAAAUUUGAUGAAGUUAUCCGAAUAAUGAAAAUUAAAGCCUCUUAUAUUGUUCGAAGUAGUACUGGACCAGUUUGUGUUCAUUGUUCAGCUGGAAUUGGGCGAACUGGAACAUUUGUUUGUAUUGAAGCAUGUCUUCAAACAUUGACUGAUGAAAAGGAACUCGAUAUUGUUGCAACUGUCAAAGCUCUCAGAAGUUAGUCCUGUUAGAGCAUAAAUUUACGGGCUAAAAAUAUACAGUAAUCCUGUGGUUCUUAGAUGAAGAAAUAUUGAAAGUACAACUACAGUAACCCAACUCAAAAAAGGGCCAACGAGAAUUUCACAAAUUUUGUAGACAGAUUCAAAAAUCGUCCCUGAAAUUGAUCUACAGUAAGCCAAGCUCCAAAAGAAGCAAAAUGUUUCAAAAAAGUUAUGACGUGGCAAAUUCUUGAAAAAAAACUUGAUUGCCACGCCACAACUCAUAACAAUCAAAACUCAGAGAAAAAUUUCCAAAAAAUUGCAGACAGUCGACUUGGAAGUGUUCAAGUUGAUGUUCAAUACAUGACACUUGUUCAAGUUGUGCUAAAUUAUGGAAAAGAUAAUGGAUUUUGGGAUGAUUCAGAUAUUGAUGAUCGUAUCGAAUUAUUGACAUGGAAUAUCAGUCAAUUUGUUUCGACUCGAGCACCAGUCAAAUCAGCUGCAGAAAUAGCGAAAGAAAAAGAAAAACGAGAGGAAAAAGAAAAAGAAGAAAAGAAAGAAAAAGAAAAAGAAAAGGAAAGAGAAAAAGAAAGAGAGAAAAAGAAGGAAUAUAGUAAAGAAGAAUCGGAUGAUGAGGAAGGAAAAGAGGAUAAAGAAUUAGCGAAAGAAAAAGAAAUUAAAAAAGAGCAGAAAGCAGUACAUUCACCGCAUGUUGGAACAGAAGAUGGAAAUGGAAAAGAUUUGAUGACUGUUACAGCUACUGCCACUGUUUUAUCUAAAGAUCCGCUUGUUUUGAGUCCGGCGAAGGUUGAAAAAUGUGUGACACACGGAAAUAAUAAUAAUACAGAGGUUAGUUUAAGGAAUUUUGAAUUUUUAAGGUAAAAUCCACGUGGCAUACAAAAUCUAUCUUGAAAAAUCCAAAUUAAAAGUUUGUGGUUUUUACAUUUUUUUUAUUUUUUGUUCUCAAAAUCCACGUGACAAAAAUUACAUUCAGAUAAAUGUCACAUUGAAAAUCGAUUAAUGACCUCUAAUUUUGUGUAUGUACAUUUCCGCGUGGUAAAAUUUUCAGUUUUGAAUUCUUUUUUUUCUAAAAAUAUCCAAACGUGACCUUGCACGUGAACAUUUAAUUUUAAUUUUCGAAAUUUUCAGAAUCCGGCCUCUAUAGUAGCCACUGCUCUACCAACACCUCCUCCACCAAAGAAAAUCGAACAAGUUAUGGAACAAAGUCAAUAUCUUGGAUGA
Molecule: messenger RNA, 3645 nt
Organism: Caenorhabditis angaria
Lineage: Eukaryota; Metazoa; Nematoda; Chromadorea; Rhabditida; Rhabditidae
Source: the annotation of a GenBank genome assembly